CUGACUUUCCAGUGGGGCCUUAGGGUCCGCUUUCCACUCUCUGGGGAGACGAGCAACGAUGAGGAAAAAAUAAUGAAUAUCAAAGGAAAAGUGAUUCUUUCUAUGCUGUUGGCUUCCACUGUACUGGUUGUGUUUUGGGAAUAUAUCAACAGCCCAGAAGGCUCUUUGUUGUGGAUCUACCACUCCAAAAACCUAGACAUUGAAGAGAGUCAUUCCCAGAAGAGCUGGUGGUUUCCAAAAUGGUUUAAUAAUGGGACCCACCAGGAGGAAGACACUAGUAAAGAACGGGAACAAAUCAGAGAAGAUGGUGAAUUGGACCUUCAGGACUGGUUUAAUCCAGAGAAGCGCCCCGAAGUGAUGACGAUCACCGAAUGGAAGGCGCCCAUUGUGUGGGAAGGCACUUUUGACAGAGACAUCUUGGACAGCUACUAUACCAGACAGAAAGUCACUGUGGGGUUGACGGUGUUUGCCAUCGGAAAGUACAUCGAGCAUUACUUGGAGGAAUUCUUGAUAUCUGCCAACCAGUACUUCAUGGUGGGCCACAGAGUCAUCUUCUACAUCAUGAUGGACGACGUCUCCCAAAUGCCUUUGAUCGAGCUGAGUCCCCUGCGCUCCUUCAAAAUCUUCCAAGUCAAGUCCGAGAAACGGUGGCAGGAUAUUAGCAUGAUGCGCAUGAAGACCAUCAGCGAUCACAUCAUUGCCCACAUCCAGCACGAGGUGGACUUCCUCUUCUGCAUGGAUGUUGACCAGGUCUUCCAAGACAAUUUUGGGCUGGAGACCCUGGGCCAGUCGGUGGCCCAGCUGCAGGCCUGGUGGUACAAGGCCGACCCGAUCAAUUUCACAUACGAAAGGAGGAAGGAGUCCGCGGCCUAUAUCCCCUACGACCAGGGAGAUUUUUAUUACCACGCAGCCAUCUUUGGGGGGACACCUCUGCAGGUCCUCAACAUCACCCAAGCGUGCUACCAGGGAAUCCUCCAGGACAAGAGAAAUGACAUUGAAGCCACGUGGCAUGACGAGAGCCACUUAAACAAGUAUUUCCUCCUCCACAAACCCACUAAGAUCUUAUCCCCGGAAUAUUGCUGGGAUUAUCAUAUAGGCCUGACUCCUGAUAUUAAACUGGUCAAGAUAUCUUGGCAGACCAAAGAAUAUAAUUUGGUUAGAAAUAACAUCUGACUUGAAAUUGUGCCGCAGUUCAAUUCAAUUUGAUUUCAAUACUCUGAAGUCGAGAGUAUUCUGGCUACUGAAUCAGAAAAGUCACAUCGUCUUAACUCCAAAGUACCAACAGGGCAAGUGCAACCUAUUUCUUCCUUGAGUACUAUAAUAUGGGACAGUGAAUUUGCAGUGAUCGGAGAUUAAUUUCCAGUGAUUUUUGUGGCGAUUCUGGGCUUGCAGGGGGAAAUGCAAUCAGCUGAACUAAAGACCAAUGAACACCGGAAAUAUGCGACAGAUGCCACCAGGCAAAUGGAUGCUACCACAGAUGUUUCACAAGAAAGUUUGAUUGUGGGUUCUGCUCUCACUGCUCUCACCAUCUUCCUGUCUUUGCUGAAUCUCAGGCAACAUAGAGUUGCUCUGCAGCAGAAGAACUGUCAAUGAG
Molecule: messenger RNA, 1594 nt
Organism: Suncus etruscus (white-toothed pygmy shrew)
Lineage: Eukaryota; Metazoa; Chordata; Mammalia; Eulipotyphla; Soricidae
Gene: GGTA1
Product: glycoprotein alpha-galactosyltransferase 1 (inactive)
Exons: 7
Coding region: 73-1173 (366 amino acids)
Biological process (GO): carbohydrate metabolic process
Cellular component (GO): vesicle; Golgi apparatus; membrane
Molecular function (GO): hexosyltransferase activity
Source: RefSeq, a predicted model, not a curated record